AUGGGGACCGGAAUUGUUGGCAUUCUCUUCCACAUUAUUCCGUUUGAAUAUGCAGCGUUGGACUACAUGGCCGUUAUUUUCUUCGUCCUGAAUGCCAUCCUCUUCGCCACCGUCUUCUCCAUGUCCAUCCUGCGAUAUGCGCUCUACCCCGAGAUCUGGGGCGUAAUGAUCCAAGAUCCCGUCAAUUCACUUUUCUCGCUACUUGUCCCAUGGGGCUCGCCACCCUGGGCACUGUGGAUUGUCGACGCGGUUGCUGCUGCGUCAGUGACGGUAUCGUUAUCUUUUGUCCUCAUAUCACAGAGCCAUGUCACCUCGCUGGAGCGCAUCACGGCCCUCCAAUUACUCCCGAUUGCUGCAACGAUUGUUGCUUCUGGAGCCAGUGCGGAAGUAGCUGAUAUUUUGCCAGACCCUUACCCCGCCAAGGGGACAAUGAUUGCAUCCUAUGUGCUCUGGGGAAUGGCGACACCCAUGGCAAUGAUGGUUUUGGUUAUUUACUAUCAGCGACUGGCCGUCCAUAAGCCCCCAUCGCGGGAGACAAUUGUGAGCUGCUUUCUGCCUCUUGGGCCGUUAGGAUUUGGUGGAUUCAGCAUUCUCUAUCUUGGGAAGGUUGCUCGGAAGCUACUUGGAGAGUCUAAUACUUUGGAUCCACUAGUCGGACAUAUAGCCUAUAUAUUCGGCAUCUUGAUAUCACUGCUCAUGUGGGCUUUUGGUCUCAUUUGGCUGGUGUUUGCGCUGGCUACUAUUUAUUAUAGCUCGCCGUUUCCUUUCAAUAUGGGCUGGUGGGGAUUUACUUUUCCGCUGGGUGUGUAUGCAGCCAAUACCAUGCUAUUGGGCGUAGAGAUGGAUUUGAUGUUUUUAAGAUCUGUGGGACGGUAUGUUCUAGCUGCUGCUGUGGUAAUGCUGUGGCUGGUGGUUGCCAGCCGGACUGCACGUGGAGCAUGGCAGGGUAGUUUGUUUCACGCUCCUUGUCUGCAGAACCUUAAAUCCAAGGCAGAGGAUGAAGCUAUCACGGAUUGA
Molecule: messenger RNA, 1017 nt
Organism: Aspergillus tanneri
Lineage: Eukaryota; Fungi; Ascomycota; Eurotiomycetes; Eurotiales; Aspergillaceae
Product: TDT family transporter
Exons: 5
Coding region: 1-1017 (338 amino acids)
Biological process (GO): sulfite transmembrane transport; transmembrane transport
Cellular component (GO): plasma membrane
Molecular function (GO): sulfite transmembrane transporter activity
Source: RefSeq, a predicted model, not a curated record